UAAAACAUCAGAGAGUCUAAUGGGGACAUGGUCAGACUGUCCACACUUAGUGUUUGUAAAUACCGGUGUCUGAGAGGCAUGCUUCCAGAGCGAGGAAUGCGGAAAGAAUUGAUUGUUAUUGCAGAGUUACACUUAUCGUGAACACACACACACACACACACACACACACACAUCUGAAACAUCCAAUAACAUUCAGGUGGGAAAGUCCCAGCAAAUAAGGUUUAAAAAAGAGGCGCUCUGAGGAACACACAACCUGUCCAGAGAAAGGACAAGAGAGAGAGAGAGAGUGAGAGGGAAAAGACAGAUAUAACAGCAUGACUGUGUUUAAGAUCUGCACUGGGACGUUUCUGUUCCUUCUCAUCCUCGGUGCCUUCAUCACGGACACAGAAUCCGCUCGCUGCUGCUUCUCCUACAAACAUCGGCCUGUGCGCUGCAGCAGGCUGAAAGGCUACUCCAUCCAGGAAAUCACCGGGAACUGUGACAUCAGAGCCAUAAUAUUCGAGACCCGGAACAGGAAAUUCAUCUGCGCCGACCCGAAGGUGAGAUGGACUCAGGACAGGAUCACGUGCCUACGGAAGAAGGCUGCAGUUCUGGGGAACGCAGGAAAACUGAAUUGAGGACGAUCUACGGCUCAGAGCGUUAAAUUCAGCCUCAGAUUUAAGAUCAGAACCAAAUAAGGCUUUAUUUAUUUCUGAUUAGAGCAUCUUAAAGGUGUGCUUUUCUACUUUAAUUAGAAUUUUGGCCCCUUGUGGGAGCCGCAGUUUCACUUUCACAUAUUGUGUGCUUUAGUACUCAGACGAUGCUGAGGAAUAUAUAUUUUCUAACGGCCAAAACUUUGAUUUGAUCAAGGGUUUGAUGCUAAAAAGUGUCUCACAUACUGUAUGUAGGUGUAAAAGUGAAUUUUUAGAUCGGAUCAUAUAACACUUUUUAAUAAUACUUUAUGCUCCUUAUCUUCCGAUCCAUGCUUUGUUUUGUUUUUUAUCAGAUACAAAGAAACACAUUUGCUAAAUACAAUUUCAUGCUUUUAGCAUCUGUAACUUUUUUUUAUUCUAAUCUUUCAAUGAUCUCAAUUAAACUUGGCCAAUUUAGAUUUCACAUGAAAAGACAGAAACCUGAAAAAGUGUAUUAUUCUAAAAUGCAAAAUUGUUUAGGUAUCACAACAUGAAUUUGACAUCGUUACGCACACUACAGAUUUUUUGCUUUUUAAGCUUUUACCAACAAACACCUUUCAUGUUAGCCCUGGAAUUUAAAUGAUACAGUGGAACCUUGGAUUAUGAGCAUAAUUAGUUCCGGAAGUAUCGUAUUGCAAAACACUCGUAAACCAAAUCGAAUUUUUCCAUGAGAAAUAAUAUAAACUUAAAUUAUUUGUUCCACAGCCCAAAAAAAACAUAAAAAUAAUUAACACAAAAUAUGAAGUAAAAAUAAAACAAUUUAACCUGCACUUUACCUUUAAAAAAAAGUAAAAAAUAAAUUCCUACAGAUAAGUGUUUCCGUUUGUGCGAGCAGGCACUGUGUGUGUGUGUGUGUGUAAAGCCCCUCUCACCCUUCUCGUCUUACACAAUUACCCUUCCUCCACUCUUUCCACACUCUCAUGCGCACAACAAAAACACUGGUUUAUCAGUAAAAUAAACAAAAAAUCUCCCUGAUGACACUCGAUUGAGCGACACACUAACGGAAUCACUGAUGUAAAGUAAAAAAAAUAAUAAAUUAAAGACAAAGAGCAGGCUGAUACAAAGAAAGAAAAUCUAUUCUUAACCUCCCUAAUGAGACUUUUGCUUUACACGCGCACACACACGCGUGUUAUAAGAAACAUUACACAUGGGCUGUACACACAGGCAUACAAACACACAAUAAAAUAUGUUUUACACACACGUGGUCACAGUGUUAUAGUAAACAGUACACGCGUCUACGGAUGUUGAUUAUACCAGUGAGAGAUGAGCACUAAGACCAGCAGGAGAGACGAUUACCCAAAAUUCCGCAGAGCAGGAGAGAGAAAAACAGUUGGCUCAGUUGUGAUCACGUGAUGCUCGGCGUCAAAACAAGAAGCGCAUACGUGAAACAUGAUACUCGGUGCUCGUAAACCAAGACGUUUUCCAAUUCAAAAUUUAUAAAAAAUCUUUGCUCGUCUUGAGAAACACUUGCAAACCGUGUUACUCGCAAUCCGAGAUUCCACUGUCUUAAUAAUAAUUAUUGGGGAGAUUAAAAAAGCAAUUUUAACUGAAUAGCCUAUAGUUUUCUAUAAAUUAAGGCCACAUGUAUAUGUCUAAUUUGGAGCAUUUAAAUGAGAC
Molecule: messenger RNA, 2288 nt
Organism: Clarias gariepinus (North African catfish)
Lineage: Eukaryota; Metazoa; Chordata; Actinopteri; Siluriformes; Clariidae
Product: eotaxin-like
Exons: 4
Coding region: 315-617 (100 amino acids)
Biological process (GO): cellular response to type II interferon; chemokine-mediated signaling pathway; lymphocyte chemotaxis
Cellular component (GO): extracellular region
Molecular function (GO): chemokine activity; CCR chemokine receptor binding
Source: RefSeq, a predicted model, not a curated record